UCUUUAAGAGGCGCGUCGCCGCCGCCGCUGUGCUGCAGUCCUCCGCUCGCUCUCGCCGCGGAGUGAACCCUCCUGCUGCCAUCGACGAUCUCCAACGUCCGUGUCAACAUCAGGAGAUGAUCAACAACCAGCGGCGUUUAGCUGCUAAACUCCCUCACGGAUGUAUGAUGUGCUUACCUGUCUGAGUGAACGCCUAGAGGAGUUUAGCGUGGAGCCAGCUGGUCUGCGUUCAGGAGGUGUUGGUGGAGGAGUCCUUGACAUGCUGAUGGAGGAACAAACCCACUGAUGGAAACCCAGAGGAAGAGCUCUGGGGAUGACGACGGUGGAGAGCGAGGCCUGCUCCACACCUGGAAGGGCUACUCUUGCAGCGUCACCCCAGAAAGGCUGCUCCUCCCCCGGCCUGUCCUUCAGGUUGCCCUGGGCACACGACACGGCGUUCUACUGGUGGAAGGAGGGCAGGUCUACAGUUUUGGGGAACUGCCAUGGAAGCAGAGUCAACUGCCCGAGCCAGAGAAACCCACCCUGGAGAGUGCGCUCAGCGGCCAGCGGGUGGUCGCCAUUGCAGCCGGGAGCUUCCACAGCGGGGCAGUGACGGAGGACGGUGGCGUCCACAUGUGGGGGGACAACGGCUCAGGUCAGUGCGGCUUGUCGGGCCUCAGCACUGUCCCCAAUCCGACUCCGGUCGCCCUGGUGGACUCCGACACGAACCCCUCGCAGACGGUCCCCGUGCUGGAGCUGGCCUGCGGGGCGCAGCACACUUUGGCGCUGUCGGCCCAGCGGGAGGUGUGGGCGUGGGGCAGCGGGUGCCAGCUGGGGCUCAACGCCACUGUCUUCCCUGUGUGGAAACCACAAAAAGUUGAACAUUUGGUGGGCAGGUAUGUAUUACAGGUGGCCUGCGGGGCUUCACACAGCCUGGCUCUAGUGCGCUGCCUGGGCCCUCAGGACUUGCACCGUCCCCCUGUGGACAAAUGCAGACAGUGUAACCAGCUGCUGUACACCAUGACAGACAAAGAGGACCACGUCAUCAUCUCCGAUGGUCACUACUGCCCGCUUGGUGUGGAGCUCACUGAGGAUGAGGGCAUGCUUGAGAAGCCUACUCCCACACAAGGACUCAAAACAUCCCCGUCUGAGCCGGUCCUCCCCUCCCAUACCUCCACCUCAGCGUCACCGGAGCCCGCUAAAGGUGCAGAGCCCUCCUCUGAACCCCAUCAGGGCUCGGACAAGGAGGAAUCAGGCUUAGCAAAUGGGGUGCUGCCAUCCUCGGACUCGGACCCCUCGGCUCAGUCCAAAGGGGUUAAGAGCUCACCCUAUCCAGAUGAGCAGGCCGUCAAAGACUACCUGAAGAAGCUGUCGGACACCACGCAGGCUGAGCAGACGGUGAAGGCGACGGCCGGAGGACUGCACGCACUGCUUCCCUCAGCAGGAGGACUCGCCUCCACCAACGCGGGCUCCGCGCUCAACAGCCUGGUGUCCUCAUGCGCCUCCGCUGUGGGCGAACGGGUCGCCUCCACCUACGAGGCCUUGUCCCUCAAGAAGAUGAUGAACCUCUACAUGCCGUCAGGAGCGGUGAAGUCAGGAGUUCCGGCAGGGCUCACGGGUGUCGUGGGCGACAACACGGCAGAGCGCGUCCGCCAAGAGGACUCCACACAGGCCAAGAAGAGCUCCAGCACGGGAGACAUCCGCGAGGAGGAGGCAGAAAGUCUGCGACGACGUCUCUCGCUACCGGGACUCCUCUCACAGGGUAGAUACGCUGUUCACCUCUUAUCCUCCUCCUAUACUCUGCUGCUGUCCCCGCGGCUGCUGAGGAAAGCUGGACGUCCGAGGAUGCGCGCAGUCGCCCUGACCCCGCUAGGAGGGGCGGUCCCUGAGUCCCAUGAGGUGUUCCCCACCCUGCAGACGGAGGUGUGGAGCUGGGGCAACUGCGAGCACGGACAGCUGGGACAUGGAGACUGUCUGGCCAGAUUACAGCCGCUGUGCAUCAAGAGUCUGAACAACAAGGAGGUGGUUCGGGUGGCGGCCGGCGCUCAUCAUUCCCUUGCUCUGACUGCUCAGUCUCAGGUGUUUUCAUGGGGAAGUAACAGCUGUGGGCAGCUCGGACACAUGGAGUCACCCAGCACCGUCCCACGCCUUGCCAAGAUGUCAGAGGGGAUCCGUGUCUGGGACAUAAGUGCCGGAGAGCGUCACACCCUCCUGCUCGCCGACGGCGACUGCAUCCAGCCGAUCAUUUACUACAGCGGACAGCAGGUGAAGGAAGGGGCGGAGGAGAGCAACGGCAACCGGCUCGGUCAGCAGGAAGAAAGCGAGGAAGAGGAGCAGCAGGCGGGGACCCAGCAGCCUGUACUACUUCCCUUCUGCAUGAAUCUGCGUUACGUGAGCAACGUGUUCGCCGGCGGCCAGCGUUGCGUGGCCCUCUCAGACAGGAACGUGAUGGGCUUCAUCGCCAGCCUCCACGAGUUGGCGUCGGCCGAGAGGAAGUUCUACUGCAAGCUGUGCCACAUCAAGACGCAGAUAAUACGCCCCCUGCUCGAGCUGGAAUCUCUGAGUUCAACCCUCGGCCCGGUGGCCCUCGGUCUCCUGCAGACUCUAGCGGGACGAUUCAGCCUCUUGUGUCACCUUACCGGGCAGCACGCCGCCAGCCUCACCGCCAACCUGCGUCGAGGCCGAGACGUCAAGAGCCUGCUCGUGCUCGACAACGCCGGCAUCUUCCUCGACUCUUACCGCGAGUACUGCAUCGCUAUGGGCCACUUCCAGGUGAUGGGAGGCUUCCAGGCGCUGACCAAACCUUCACUAGAUUUCUUUGGGAAGAGUCCCGAGCUCCUUCAGAGGCUGUCGGAGUGCAGCGAGGAGAACCCCACCAUGGCUGACCUCCUGGUGGCGCUCUUCUACCUCCCGACUCGCCACCUUCACGAAUACGGCAGGCUGCUGCUCAAACUGGCCACCUGCUUUGAAGUGUGCUCUAAUGACUACCAGAGGCUGCAGGACAGCUGCUCCAAGUUCGAAGCGUUGGCCCUCCAGCUGAAGAGGAAGAGGAAGGACGCCGACUACACCUUCCACUUCUGGAAGAGCUUCCCCGGCAAAAUGACGGACUCGCUGAGGAAGCCUCACCGCCGGCUGAUCUGCGAGAGCAGCAACAAAGCUCUGACCCUGCAGAACGCCGGGAGGUUCUCCGUCAACUGGUUCAUCCUUUUCAACGACGCCUUGGUCCACGCACAGUUCUCCACCCAUCAUGUGUUCCCGUUGGCCACGCUUUGGGUGGAACCGAUCCCAGAGGAGAACACUGGCUUGUAUGGGUUAAAGGUGAUCACACCAGAGGAGACGUUCACCCUGCUGGCCUCCUCUCCCAUGGAGAAGGCCAAGUGGCUUCGCUCCAUCAACCAGGCGGUGGACCAGGCCCUGAGUGGGGCGGGGCAGGACACGGCAUCAGUCGGCUCGGGGUCGGGGCAAAAGUUGGAGCCUCCCAUCUCCAGGACGGCUUCAUACACUUUCUAUAAAGACGGGCGGUUGAAAGAAGCAACGUACGAAGGACGCUGGCUCACCGGGAAGCCCAACGGCAGGGGAGUGUUAAAAUGGCCUGAUGGGAGAAUAUACACAGGAGCAUUCAAGAACGGACUAGAAGACGGCUUUGGUGAAUUCGUCGCUCCCAAUAAGACGCUCAACAAGAACGAUCACUAUCAAGGUCACUGGAAAGACGGCAAGAUGCACGGCCUGGGGACGUACAGAUACGCCAGUGGUGAAGUUUACGACGGAUCCUUCCAGGACAGCAUGCGACACGGCCACGGCAUGCUGCGCAGCGGCAAGCUCAACACCUCCUCCCCCAGCGUCUUCAUUGGCCACUGGCUGCAGGACAAGAAGACCGGCUACGGCGUCUUCGAUGAUAUCACAAAAGGGGAGAAGUAUAUGGGCAUGUGGCAGGAGAACCUGCGGCAGGGCACCGGGGUCGUCGUCACACAGUUUGGCCUGUACUACGAAGGAGCCUUCAAAGAUAAUAAGAUGAUGGGCACUGGGAUCCUGCUGUCAGAGGACGACACCACGUACGAGGGGGAGUUCUCCGACGACUGGACUCUCAACGGAAAGGGCGUGCUUACCAUGGCUAACGGUGACUACCUGGAGGGCUCCUUCAGUGGCGAAUGGGGCUCUGGUCUCAAAGUGGCAGGGUCCUACUUCAAACCACACCUGUUCGAAACCGACAAGGACAAGACCCGUGCUGUAAAGCUGGGCCGUCUGUGCGUGAGCGCAGAGGAUAAGUGGCAGGCGGUGUUUGAGGAGUGUUGGAGUCAGCUGGGCUGCGAGGAGCCAGGCCAAGGGGAGAACUGGAAGGCGUGGGAGAACAUCGCUGUGGCCCUGACCACCAGCCGAAGACACAUCGAGGACAGUCCGGAGAUUUUGUCUCGAAGUCACAGCAGAACUCUGGAGAGUCUGGAGGUCAUCCCGCAGCAUGUAGGGCCGAUCACCAUGGAGAGAUAUCACACCAUCCGCCUCUACCUCAUCAAGGCGUGUGACACCCCCCUCCAUCCUCUUGGCCGGCUGGUUGAAACCCUGGUGGCCGUCUACCGGAUGACCUAUGUGGGCGUCGGAGCUAAUCGCCGGCUGCUGCCUCAGGCUGUCAACGAGAUCAAGUCUUACCUCAACCACAUCUUCCAGAUCGUCAGGUUUCUUUUCCCAGACCUGCCAGAAGAGGGCGGUCUAAUUCCAGAGCCGACCACCAACGUCCAGGACAAGAAGGAGCCAGGCUCGACUGAUUCCCCCCUAGAGUCGCCAAAGCCUAACCGUGUGGUGAGCAGUUCGGCUCUGCUGCUUCCCGUCCUGCUGCCUCGUCUCUACCCGCCGCUCUUCACCCUCUACGCUCUGGACAAGGAGAGGGAGGACGACGUCUACUGGGAGUGUGUCCUCCGCCUCAACAAGCAGCCCGACUUGGCUCUGCUAGCCUUCCUGGGCGUUCAGCAAAAGUUUUGGCCUGUUUCCCUUCCUGACUCCGUGCCUGCGCUCGGAGAUAAGCAGCAGGUCCUCUCCAGCAGCAGCAAGGACGCCUGCUUCGCCUCCGCAGUGGAAACGCUACAACAGAUCAGCACAACGUUCACCCCGUCAGACAAGCUGCAGGUGAUCCAGCUCACCUUCGAGGAGAUCACGCAGGAGGUGCAGUCGCUGCUCAAGCAGGACUUCCUGUGGUCCAUGGACGACCUUUUCCCCGUCUUCCUCUACGUGGUGCUGCGUGCACGAAUCAGGAACUUGGGAUCCGAGGUCAGCCUGAUCGAAGACCUGAUGGACCCCUGCGUUCAGCACGGAGAGCAUGGCAUCAUGUUCACCACACUCAAGGCCUGUUACUACCAGAUCCAACACGAGAAGAUCACUUAAAUCCAGCGUGGCGUUACUUCCUCGGUGAUCUGCGUGGUCAAGCCAGUCACAGAGGGCCCGUGAUCAGUGAGGCUUUCCGGGUGAUGGUGUGCAGUGGCAGAGGAUCAUACGAACAGGUUGCCGACAGCUCCAGCACCAGCUGUUGCUGUUAUGGAGACGGGAGCUCCUUACCUUCUCUGACACACACACACACACUUUGACCUUUUAUUGACCUCUAUUGUUGGUGUCAUACUGCCAGAGAUGAGCCACUUUAUACCGUCCAGUGUAUUUUUUUUUUCAGUGCCAAUGGACAUUAAUUGUUCGCUCACAGUUGGCAAACUGUGACACCGGACCUUCAGAAAAAAAUCACUUUUCCAGCAUGAAAAAACUAAGAGAUAAUCCAUCAUACAUUUCUUUAUUUUAGCCUUCAGCGAUUCGGAGUGUUUCUUUUUAUUCAGCUGACACCGACAUGAAGGAACGGACAUAACAAGGAAAUAAUCUCCAGCAUAGCAUCAACGGCACGUCGUCGCUUUUGUGAAUCUGAUUUGAGACAGCACUGAUUUGUCAAGCGACACGUAGUGAGUUUUAUGCUUCAAGCUAGGUUUGAUAUUGUAUUUAUACGAAACAAAUCAUGCACAUCAUGCUUUGGGGAAGUGUAAACUGACUCUGCAAUAACUGACAUUCUCCUCUUAGACCUGCUGGUAGCUGAAUACAGUUAGACGACUCAUACUAACAUCAGCUGCUCCAAUGACAAGCCCUGACAGUUCAUCACUUUAACUGUAUAAAACUGUGUCUUAUGAACACAAGUUACAACAACGAAGGUCAACUAUCGUACGCUUAUACAAAACCAGGCUGAAAACUUGCAGGAACAGGGUAAAUCUGAGAGCCUCCCGUGUGUGCGUGUGCGCUGCUGAGCCCAGUUUACAGUGAAAAUUUUGAUCUGCGCUCCAAUCACAGUUGAGCAAGACUCAGUCAACUCCUUUCCUGCACUUAGAUAUGCUACGUGCUAGCUCGUCUAUGUUAAGAAUACAACCAAAUGUUGACUUAGGAGGCAUCAGUCUGGGACAGUUUUGGUGUCUUAUUACACAUUGUUAUGGUUGAGUAAAAGAAAUUAUGCAUCUUUUUUUAAUAUAUUUGAGAUAAACUGAAGGUUUAAGUUCUCCUUUUUAUAUGUUGCAAGCAUUUUUUUCAAGCUAAAGAAACUUUAAAAACAGACAAAUUCAUCCUCAGAAAGCUGAAAGUUGCAGGUUUCCCAACAGAGAUCAGCUUCAAAACCCAUUGACAUCCAGUGAAAACAAAGAAAGAGUUUGUUUUACUUGUAAUAUUAUUGAAAGCACAGUGUUAAUUACAGACAUGGCGGGAAACUAACCACUAUUUAAUGGUCUUGAAAUAAUGUGUCGAUCUGUAAAAUAAAGACUGCAAAAUUUACUGAGGUUUCAACAGAGAGUAGGACGGUCAACUUGAUACAAACUCUGUUUUAAUAGAUGUGAUGUUCAAAGCUGAUUCUCUGCGCCAUCUGUUAAUGCUAACUGUUCUUUUUUUAAACCAUUCACAGCACAAACUGUCAGACAUUGUCGCUUUUUACAGAUCUGCGUCGGCUUAAGAGGGGAUUCAGAGGAUGAUGAGCCUUUUUUUUUUUAAAUAUAUAAUUUCGGCUUUUGUUUUCUCAGAUGAUUUAACCAUAAAAAAAGCACAGUCAGAGGUUUAAACGGUUUAGCAUUUAAAUUCAAAACGAUUGUGAUAAAUUUAAUGGCUCAUGAGCAUUAACACUGCUGAGACUGUAUAUGGAAAGCCAGCCAGUUCUAUGACUAUCAACAAUGCGUCAGUGCAUUGAUCUAUUAAUGCGUUGAUUUUUCACACAUUAGCAUCGCAUUGAAAACUUGGGGUUAACGCGGCAUUAAUGUGUGUCGUUACCGCUUAAGCAAACACAUGGACAUGUUACGAUGUGUUGUUAAUGUGCUUGUUUACGUGUUACAAAGUGUUGUUGAUAACGUGUUUGUUUACCCAAUUAAUGCGUUGUUAACGCAUUGAUUUCUCACGCAUUGUUAACGCGUUGCCAACGUGUCUCAAAGAUAAUUCUCAGCCAAUUGGUCGCUUGUCCAGUUCAAAUGGGGGAUCGUCACAAGUUCCCAUUGGCUGAACCAAGUGGCCAAGUGGCGUCAACAUGUUGAAGCUCAUGUAUAUAAUAUACAUAUGGCUGGCUUUCCAUAACCGUAUGUGCCUGACACUUUAAGAAGUGAAGCAAUAUUGUCUUCGUAACUGACGAGUUCAUUCCCAAAACGCUCUGAACACACUUCAGGCAAAGAAAGCUACAACAUUACCUGGUUAUUAUGACAUUAUUUUGUCAAAAUUCAGAUUGUUAGCCCAAUCUGAAGGCUGCUGCCGCUUAAAACAGGCUUGUAUUUCCACUAGACGACAAAAGGACAUUUUGUUGUAACGGUUGUACAUGAAGUUUUAAAUUCAAACUCAAUGGUUAUAAAUAUAAACUGAAAACAACAUUCAUAAGCUCUCGUUGGGGGUCAUGAUUUAAAUCCUGUGACAUAUGUUUUGUUAAUUUAUCGUCCCUCGACAGCUGUUGACUAUGAAGACGGCCCACACAGGUCAUACUGUUGAACUGUGUGUAAAGUUAACUGUUUUGUCAAUGGAGUCUGGCUGACAUGACUCCGACCUGUGUGUGUCUUUCACAUGAUGUCAAAUGUAUUGUACCUUUCAUAUAAUAACAAAGGGCAAUAAACUCAUAUGAUGGA
Larimichthys crocea (large yellow croaker) is the source of this 8078-nucleotide messenger RNA. RefSeq names its product alsin Rho guanine nucleotide exchange factor ALS2 b (gene als2b). Gene Ontology annotation, molecular function: small GTPase binding; guanyl-nucleotide exchange factor activity. Gene Ontology annotation, biological process: endosomal transport; regulation of GTPase activity. The transcript is spliced from 34 exons. Gene Ontology annotation, cellular component: dendrite; intracellular membrane-bounded organelle; cytoplasm. The record is from RefSeq and is a predicted model, not a curated record. Lineage: Eukaryota; Metazoa; Chordata; Actinopteri; Sciaenidae. The coding region runs from base 286 to 5352 and encodes 1688 amino acids.